GACGUGUGGUGACACAGAGCCCACCUCUUCCUGUCGGUGUCAGAAAGGCAACUUCACCAUAUUUAGCUGGCUCGCCGAAGCCCCGCAGAGUUGAUCUGUCAACCAGGCUGAAAACCCCCCGACACUUAUCGGCGGACGCUGCCCGGCGUUGACAGCUGUUUCUCAUCACCGGGACACGACAUACAGGGGAGGACGUCGUCGGGACAUGGUGCUGGAGGAGCGGGGCCGUGUCGGCGGCUGGUUUUAACGCGAUAAAAGUAGCCGUUCGUCUUGUCAGAAUCCCAACUGUCCAACCGCCGAGCUAGCGGGCUAGCUAAUUAUCGCAGCUACCUCCGACGCUCGCCGUGUCGCGGAGACGAAUUUAUGUCGUCUCCGUUCGUGCCCAGCUGUCGGCAGGGAUUCGUUUGGACUCGCUGACCCCGCUGUGAUGAUAUCCUGACAGCUCCUCUCAUCCGUGCCUGCCACUUUCCCGAGCCUGGCUAGCGAGCUAACUUGGCUAACUAGCGGGUUUUUCACUGCCACAGGGUCGCGUACAGCAACCAGUAGCCUUCGCCGCGGCAGCGGACUCCGAUUGGAUACGUUGACCGUGUGCGAAGCGGCGGUGUGCGGAGGGGGGUGGACGCCGGAGACCCCCGGCCGGCGAGACGACCGUACCGAAGGGCCCCUAUCUGACAGCCCGCAGAGAGGAGAGGGAGACAGGGAGAGAGGAGUGAGGGGAGAACCAGCAGACAACCAGGGGGGACUUGGCCGUUCAGCGCUGCAGAGGCGGUGCACGGCUGAAGGAGACACCGGACUGAACGGAGCAAGAGUCCCACACGUUUUUUUGACAACUGUGAUCCGGGAAGUGAACCGGGCAGGGACCUCAUGAAUGGAAAUCGGAACUACAGGCCAACCAACUGAAUCCAAAGCUGGAGUGAAUGAUUAGAAGGGACCAACAGUGCAGGGAGCAGGCGUAGGAAUAGACUCACACUUCUCCCUGGUAGUAGUCGAAGCAGCAGCAUGUGGCAUGGAAACCAGGGCUCUGGAGAGCUUAGCACCAGGCAUAAAACGAGUGCAAGGCUUUUGAGCCCUAGGCAAAUCAAAUCCACUUUGAUGUGCUAACCCUGAGGAGCCGUUGGGGCCCAGUCCCUAUUCGCCAUGCCUCGGCGGCCUGGCUAUGGCACGAUGGGGAAGCCCAUCAAGCUGCUGGCCAACUGCUUCCAGGUGGAGAUCCCCAAGAUGGAUGUCUACCUCUACGAGGUGGACAUCAAGCCUGACAAGUGCCCACGGCGAGUCAACAGGGAGGUGGUUGACUCGAUGGUGCAGCACUUUAAGGUGACAAUCUUUGGGGAUCGGAGGCCAGUCUAUGAUGGAAAGAAGAGCCUCUACACAGCCAACCCACUGCCUGUGGCACCCACAGGGGUGGACCUGGAUGUUACUCUACCAGGUGAGGGAGGGAAAGAUCGCCCCUUUAAAGUUUCCAUUAAGUUUGUGUCUCUGGUCAGCUGGCACAUGCUCCAUGAGGUGCUGACUGGCCGCAGCAUGCCUGAGCCCCUGGAGCUGGAUAAACCCAUCAGCACCAACCCGGUGCACGCUGUGGAUGUGGUGCUGCGACACCUGCCCUCCAUGAAGUACACUCCGGUGGGUCGAUCCUUCUUCUCGGCUCCAGAGGGCUAUGACCAUCCCCUGGGAGGUGGGAGGGAGGUUUGGUUCGGCUUCCAUCAAUCUGUGCGCCCAGCCAUGUGGAAAAUGAUGCUUAACAUUGAUGUGUCUGCCACUGCCUUCUACAAGGCCCAGCCAGUAAUCCAGUUCAUGUGUGAAGUGCUGGACAUCCACAACAUAGACGAGCAGCCUCGCCCUCUCACAGACUCACACCGGGUCAAAUUCACCAAAGAAAUCAAAGGUUUGAAGGUGGAGGUGACGCACUGUGGAACCAUGCGGAGGAAGUACCGUGUCUGCAAUGUGACCCGUCGGCCUGCCAGCCAUCAAACGUUCCCUCUACAGUUGGAAAACGGUCAGACUGUAGAGCGUACUGUAGCCCAGUACUUCAGGGAGAAGUACAACCUGCAGCUUAAGUACCCACAUUUGCCCUGUCUACAGGUGGGCCAGGAGCAAAAGCACACCUACCUGCCACUGGAGGUGUGUAACAUUGUAGCUGGUCAACGAUGCAUCAAGAAGCUGACAGAUAAUCAGACCUCCACUAUGAUCAAAGCCACAGCUCGCUCUGCACCUGACAGGCAGGAGGAGAUCAGCAGGCUGGUGCGCAGUGCCAACUACGAGGCAGACCCGUUUGUGCAGGAAUUCCAGUUCAAGGUUCGCGACGAGAUGGCCCACGUGACGGGGCGAGUGCUACCCGCCCCCAUGCUGCAGUACGGCGGCAGGGUGAGCACAGAGCACUUUAUGAACCGCACGGUAGCCACGCCCAGCCACGGAGUGUGGGACAUGAGGGGGAAGCAGUUCCACACCGGGGUGGAGAUCAAGAUGUGGGCCAUCGCCUGCUUCGCCACACAGAGGCAGUGUCGGGAGGAAAUCCUCAAGGGUUUCACAGACCAGCUGCGUAAGAUCUCCAAGGAUGCCGGAAUGCCCAUCCAGGGCCAGCCAUGUUUCUGUAAAUACGCCCAGGGAGCGGACAGCGUGGAGCCCAUGUUCAGACACCUGAAGAAUACCUACGCCGGACUGCAGCUCAUCAUUGUCAUUCUGCCGGGAAAGACUCCAGUUUAUGCGGAGGUAAAGCGUGUGGGAGACACGCUCUUGGGCAUGGCCACGCAGUGUGUCCAGGUGAAGAACGUAGUGAAGACGUCCCCUCAGACCCUCUCCAACCUCUGCCUCAAGAUCAAUGUGAAGCUGGGAGGCAUCAACAACAUCCUGGUGCCUCACCAACGACCAUCAGUGUUUCAGCAGCCUGUUAUCUUCUUGGGAGCAGAUGUUACACAUCCACCUGCUGGAGAUGGAAAGAAGCCUUCAAUCGCAGCAGUGGUAGGCAGUAUGGAUGCCCACCCCAGCAGGUACUGUGCCACUGUGCGGGUCCAGAGGCCAAGGCAGGAGGUUAUCCAGGACCUGGCCUCCAUGGUGCGGGAACUGCUCAUCCAGUUCUACAAGUCAACCCGCUACAAACCCACCAGGAUCAUUUUCUACAGGGAUGGAGUUUCAGAAGGCCAGUUCAGACAGGUGCUGUAUUAUGAGCUGCUGGCCAUUCGUGAGGCCUGUAUAAGCCUGGAGAAGGAGUACCAGCCAGGUAUCACCUACAUUGUUGUGCAAAAACGCCACCAUACACGCCUCUUCUGUGCCGACCGCAACGAGAGAGUUGGACGCAGUGGAAACAUUCCUGCUGGUACUACCGUGGAUACCGACAUCACGCAUCCAUACGAGUUUGACUUUUACCUCUGCAGUCACGCUGGAAUACAGGGCACCAGUCGGCCCUCCCACUACCAUGUACUGUGGGACGACAAUUGUUUUACCGCUGACGAGUUCCAGCUGCUCACCUACCAGUUGUGCCACACCUACGUGCGCUGUACCCGCUCAGUCUCCAUCCCUGCGCCAGCCUACUACGCCCACCUGGUGGCCUUCCGCGCCCGCUACCAUCUGGUGGACAAAGAACACGACAGCGCUGAGGGCAGCCAUGUGUCUGGUCAGAGUAACGGUCGGGACCCCCAGGCGCUGGCCAAAGCUGUUCAGAUUCACCACGACACCCUGAGGACCAUGUACUUCGCCUGAUCUACACCAACCUUCCCCAACCAAUGCCACCCUCAACACACACACAGAAGACACACACACAGACACAUCCAUGCACACCUGGCUCGCCAGUCAAGGAGUCCUCAUAUGUGCAAGUCCCCCCCGCCCCCACGCCUAGUCAAUCCGGACCUGACACUGUGCAGAGGAAAGCAGGGAGGAGGGAGGGAAGGAGGCACCCCCACACUGGACUGAGGAUGCAAACGCUGCUUUAAAAACAAACAAGAGAGAAACUCAGCACUAUUAUGCAAUAUUAAACCAGCCAACUAGUUUAUUUUCACCCUUAUCAGGCUCCCGUAUGUUGCCCCUCCUCCUGUUCUCCCCUGUAUGUCUCCUUUACUUGUGGCCUAGUUUGUUUUUACUUUGCCCUUCCUUUGGCACAGUCAUUCUUUAUAGUCUACUAUCUGCUCCUUUGCCAUCUACAGUACCUCAAGUUAAAUUUGAGCAGCAGCACUUUUACAUUCUGUCAAUUUUACUGUAGUUUGUUGUUGAUUCUCCCCAGUGUUAGAAAUGGGGGGAGCGGAGAAGGAAGGUUCAGACUCUGGAGUGGGAAAAGAGUUAUUUCAUUGGACCAGAGGUCCUCCCAAUUGCCACUUUUAUUCUUCCUUUUUUUUCCUCUUGUGUCUUCUGUUCUGUCACUUUUCUCAAGUGUAUGAAAUCACCAGUUGCUUGUACGGAGCAACAUGUUCUUUUGAGCACACUGCCACCUGUUGGCGACGAGGUAUACAAUAAUGCCCCCUUAAAGUCACAACGCAGAGUUGUUGUCUUGUAAGGUUUCCGAUCAGUUUUGAUUUAUCUUUAGCUGUCAUAUUUUAACAGGGGCAGUUUCUAUUGGCUGAUAUAUCAUUUGCUUAACUGCAGCCAUCUAUGAAUUUCAUUUAAAGUAUAACACUGUUAUUUAAUUCUGGUUGUUAUUUUUCUUUCUACAUUAUGUGAAACAUUUUAUGAUUCUGACUUUUUUUUUUUUUAAUCAUGUAAUCUUAUGUUUUUAAUCUUAGUAGUCGUAGUGCAUUCAUUUCCCUCUGUGCUUUAUCUCACAUUUCCCUCUCUUGACAUUAAGACGGUGGGUAAAUCGAGAUUACGUCGAUGGUUUCCUCUAGUGCAAUAAUCAGUUGAAACGAAGGGAAGAGGAUUUUUGGGGACUUAAAGAACGGUUACACAUUUCUUUUGAAAGUGAGCGUCCUUGACAAGAGAGAAGUUUGCCACUUGUGCGGCACUUUUAGUUGUCGCUCCUCUGUGAGACGAUCAGUCGGCAUGUUUUACGAGUUUGCCCUUGCUGUCGGACAAAUGAUGGUGCAACUGCAGCGUUGGUGAUUUUCGUGUUUUUACUUGAAUUGAAGGAUGUUAUGCGCCUCUGUGGUUUGUGAACACUUCAUCAGAAUUCCUGAUUAUCAGUUUGCUAAUGAGGCUGAUUUUCGUCUGACCGCAGCAAAGUGGAGUACAAAGGCCAUAAAGAGGUAGUAUUCAAGUGCCUGGUGGAAGUGUUAGAUGGUCCAAAGCUGCAUCAUGGGGAUCCUAUGUCAGUGGGGUAAAAUAAUCAAAGAAGCAUAUUCCAACUAAUGGACAGCAUAAGAUGGUUGAAAGUGAGAAAGUUUCACCGGUUGCCUCUUAUUCUUCUGAACAACUGUCUACUGACUUUUCUAUACAUCUCAUUCAAAUCAUCUUAAGAUCAGUAUAUUUAUUGUGUUGCCUGUUCAGCAGUGUUAACUGUUGGCUUUGCUUCAGAGCAGCGUUGAAGCCAAGCAGGCAGAGUUGUCUUUUUUUUUUUGCUCAGUCUUCACCAGACAUGGAUCCAGCUGCUACAGUGUGUUGAAAGGGCCGUGUUCAUGGGCAUGGAGUCAGCAUCCUCUUGACUAAUUGUUUCAAAACACUAUUUUAGAGAGGCACAGAAUUGGAUUUUUGACUAUAUCUGAUAGGCUGAAAGUUUUCAACUCAAUCUGGCUGAACGGUGGUUGAAGAAAAGUCUCCUCUGUACUGAAAAUAAUUCUAUAUUAUCCCUACUUUCACGUGAGGCCCACUACCAGAUGCAGACGUAUGUUUUUCAAAAUGUACACAAUCAGUCUGAGAAACAAGAAAAUUACUUAGUCAGCAGUUUGCAUUUCACGUGCAUAAAUGAAGAGUCAUCUGUCACUGUAAGUUGAAUUCUGCCACCCCCCCCCCCUUUUUGUUUUUACAAUUCUGACUUUUUUUCUCAGAAUUUUGAGUUAUUUUCUCUAUUCCAAUUUUUUUUCCUCCCUAUAAUUCUGACUUCCUCUUUUCCUCAGAUUGCCCUUCAGAAUACCAACCUUUUUUCUCAGAAUUAUGAUUUAUUUUCAAGAAUUCUGAUUUUUUUUUUUCAAAACACUAAAAGAAUUUUUUUUUUUUUUUUUUGCAGUGGCCCAAAUCUUUUUCUGUAUCAGCAGAUUCCAAUGACGCUCCUAUAUUCCUUUGCAUCCCUAAAUUGAUAUGAUUGAAAGAAGUUGGGACUAUGUUCAAUUCCAUGUCUAUGUAACCGGCCCAAAAUUGCGACUGGCUUUCAGAACAGCACUGAGGAGUUAAGAUAGUGACUCAAAUUUGCAGUACCUGUACCAACUGACUGUAGCUCGGAUAUUCGUACAACAGUCGACACUUGGCUCCUUUGUGCCUCUGAAGCUCGUUCGGGAGGUGUUUGUUAAAAGUUAUCUGCACUAAAAGAAGCUGUGUUUGGGGAGUAAACACAGGUGUGGUGCUACUCUGUCUGAAUUAGAAUCUGAAGCUGAACCUCUAUAUGAGACGCUAGACGAGCAGGUGGGGAAGGGUCGGAGAGAAAAAAAACAAAAAACUUUAACGGUAAACCUCACUCGCUUUAAGGACCGGAGAAGGUGCUGUGGCUGAUGCGGGGGAGGGUACAGGGGUACAAUGGCAGACGUUCCCUCGGACCUUGAGGUAACGUAGGGUCCUGCAUCCGCUGCUGUACUUGCCUUUACGGCAGGCGAGCCCCUCCAGUGUGGAAGCCAGUGGGUUUGAGCCUUUGUGAUUUCACUAGUGUCUGAAAGCCUUUUUAAAAGCCAGAACGAAAGUAUAUUUGUACAUUUUAAAUUAUGUAAUGCACACACCACUUAUUUUUGCUAACAGAAAAAAAAAAUAAUGUAGUCUACUUAUUAAUAACCUUAGUAAUAAAUGUAUCAUGAUAAGUAACGGUUAAAAAGAUAUAAUAACAAAAGUUUUAUUAUUGCAAUAGACUGUUGACUUGUUCCUGUGUCACUAUAGUGUAUGUGUGAACAGUGGUGGGGUCGUUGAAUCUAGUGACGUGUGUUUGGACUGUCAUACUGUUAUUGAUUAGGGACGUGGACUUAAACCGCCUCUUGCAUUGAUGUUCGGGAAAAAAAAAAGCUGCAAGAUGUUGAAUGCUUACUUCUCUCCUCUUUUUUUUGGUAGAUGUUUGUACAGUCGGAGGUUUGUCGCCGAGAAGAGAGCAAGAGAAAAAAAAAUAUUUUGCCGUACUCCGAAAGGCUUCGUAUUGAGACAUCCCUGUUGUGGUGACAAGCGGUAGAAUAGAAAGAGGAGUCGGCCAGAUGUAUUGAAUGUUCUCAAGUGUUUCUCAUCUGGUGCUGCUCCUUAUCAAGAGCGAGAGAGUGUGAAGGAAGUGGUUUUGAAAGUGCCGUGGACCCAUUUCAAGGACACGUGUGAUCAGACAAUAUCGUGACGAGGGCUAGUAGUUCUCCAUUCCCUUUGUGUUAAAGCCUCUUGGGAUUUACGUGUAGGACUGCAACCUCUGUUGCUUUCUUUCCUCAGACUCUUCUCCUUAGCCGAGCCACUUCAUGUGCUCGCAAAUACAAAGGGUUGGCCUCCCGGUAAAUCUGCGGCGUGACCAAGCCUGUAAUCUUAUUGUUGCUCUCUCUCCACAUUUACUCCCCUGUGCCGGAGAACUACAUUCUACGGCCGCACAAUCCCAUCCGACCCCCCCUCACCCCCCGGGAGGCGUGACGAAGAUUAGAGCUGAAGGACGACGGUGGGGUCUGGUCAGUGAAAGAUAUCGCGGGUCGUGUGAUUUGGAUGGAAUCAAAAGCUGAUCAUUUUUCGCGGCAGGUCGUGUUGAAAGUUAAACUGGAGGUUGAUUGCAUUUUCUAACUGGCUGUCUCUGCUGCCUGUAAUGGAUGUUCAGUGUGUGUGUGUAUAGACUACACUCUUGGGCAGUUGAACACAUGUUUACAUAGCAGAUGUGUUUGCCUCGCUUACAACUGAAAUGCCAUCAGCUCUGCUUUUGCAAAUAUUAGCUAGUAGAGAAGUGACCUAACAUGAGCAAGACCAAUUGGGGCCUGUGGAAGUGGGACGCCCAGAGAGAUACGGAGAUGUUAUGUAGUCACUCAGUUUUUCCUCAGCAGACGUCAGGGGAAUCAACGUGUUUGUCCUUCCUGUUGUUUUUAAAACGACUUGCAUACAGAGCGCUCUCAGCUCUCAGCUGGCUGUGGCUCUCUAUUAGGAUUGUUAACGAUAUGCACAGAAGAACAGACAUCUUACCCACAAAGUCUGGUUAGGAAAAAAUCGCCAAAUGAACCCAAAAAGGUCGGCGUCUCCCUUUCUCUAAACGGAAGAGAAAGGGUGGAUUCCAUUUUGAGUAAUCGAUCAAUAUCCCUGGUUUUGGUUUUUAUUUGCAGUGGAAGGUAGCAAAGGAGUGAGAAGAAGACGUCCACAGAAAGUGCCUUUCCUCUUGAUGGUGCUGUCAACUGAAAGAUGAAAAAAAUGUCAAAUCAAACUUAACAGAAUCUCCUUUUCAAGAACACAUCGCAGCGCAGGCGCGGCUGCGUUUACACACAGUCACUGUACGCGUUCGUUUCGGUUGUUGUUUUUUAUAGACGGCAAAAUACAAACUCGUGUUUCAUGUAGUUAGAUAUUAAGCCUAUGUAGAAAAAGAAUAUAUGCCAAGUAUAUGGUUGUGGUUGAGCUUUUUUGCUUCCUAGUGCAUUUAGUGUCUUGGACCAAUGGUGUCGUUGGUACCGUGGAAUGUGCGUUUGGGUUGGAGGUUGGUGGGGUGAUUGGGGGGGUGUGGGGUGGGGUGGGUGGGUUGGGUAAUAGCUGACACUAGCGUGGUGUGACACAGCCCAGCCCACGUAUGACGAACAUCGCACUGCACUUUAGAGACUGCCACUCUCACUCAGACACAAAGCCAAGAGGUUUUCGAUCUCUGUCCCCUCCAGUCGCCUUUCUUCUACCUCCCGACCAUGGAGGAGGAGGAGGAGGAGGAGGAGGGGAUCCAAACCUCAGUGCGAAUGAGGAGUCGAAGGGAUGCGUGUUACCAAACAAAGCAGUCAGUCAUUUAAAAAAAAAAACAAACAAACAAAAAAGAAGUGUGCCUCAUGCUCUUGUGACUUCGGCGACGGCGGCUCGGGGGAGUCGGCCUGCCCUCGGGUGUUGGUGGUUUGCCACUCGACUCUUUGUUACAGCUAGGGCUGGGCGUCGAAAACUAGGUCCCAGAUUUUGGCGCCAGAAUUUGAAAGCAUCCCAAAAAAACAAGAACAGAAAAAAACUUUAGAUUCUUGCACUGAGGAAUCACGGGCAUUUUUUUUACUAGAGAAAUCAACAUAAGUAGGAUCUAAAAUAAAAAAGGCAUGAAUGAAAGUAGUUUAGUCUGUUGCAUAGUGAGGUAUGCUAUCAUUCAAGUGUCAUUUUUUACAGCAGGUGCAGAGAGAUAUCGGCAGAACCAGUGUCAGUAUUGAAGCUUUUUUUCCCACGAUGCCCAGCCCUGGUAGCAGCCCAUGGCAUUCUUUCAUCCUCGUGCAAUGCCCUGCCAUGUGUCUUGUCCCCGAUGGAGGGAAAAUGUGUGCCCAGCAAGUAUCCCUGUCUUGAGCCGGUAGGGUCACUCGACUGAAAAAAAACAAAUAAAAAAAGAAUAACCAAGGCUGGUCUUGUAGUUCUGCGGGUACCUUUUCAGUCCAGGGGGGCGGGGUGAAAUCUUUCUAUUACAAGAGAUCUCGAAAAACACUGCACCUCACUUACCUUGGUAUGCUGCAUAUGUUAUACUACAUGAAAGAAAAACUGCAAAUUGCUUUUAUUAUGACAUAUAAUGCUUGAGUAAUGCCUGAUUGCGAUAUUCUUAUACAGUAACUAUUUUAGAGUCAAAAUAAUUAUAACUGUAAAAAAAAAAAAAAAGUGGAAAAAAAAAUCUGUUUUGUCUUAACACUUAUCCGAUUUUGAGAAAUUGUUCUUGAGCCGACUUUUAUUUUGUUGUCCUAUUUAAAUGUGUCGUUCUUUAAAUUUAUAUAUGAAAUAUUAUAUGUGCGGAAAUAUUUUAUGGUGUAUUUAUUGAGAGUGCGUUCAAGCGGCUGGAGUCUCCGCAUCACAUUUUGCAGCAUGGUGGGGGCGGAGCCAGGAGGAUGAGGCCUUUAGCCCCUCCCCCUCCAUGUUGACGCCUUAUCCUUCUAGACACGCAAGCACAACAAUAUGGAGGGGGGUGCGAGGUGGAGGAAAAGGGAGGAGGCGGGCUUGACCGGGCCGCGCAGAGCCGUGUAUGGGGUUCUGGUCGGCGUUCGAGUCGGCUCCCCCGUCCUCCUUUUUUCUUUAUAAUCUUUUUCCCUCCACUCUUCUUUUUAACACCUUAGGAGGCCCAACGCCAACCCCCACAUGUUGCAGCUCAUCUCUGACGAAGGGAACCAUUUCUGAACCACACUGACCUGAGUGUCGAAUAGCUGAGUUUUUUUUUUGUUUGUUUUUUUUAAAUUUCAUCCCGAGCUGCUAAAUUGGUACGUUAGCCAUGAAACCCCCCCCCAAGUAAAGGGCAGGUGGGAGAGAACGUAAAAUUUAAAAAAAAAAAAAAAAUCUUUUUAAAGGCAGCGAAGGAAGGAGGGAAGGAAAGAUGUCAGAAAAAAGGCAGAAAUCUUCAGAUCACGGUGAAAACUUAAGCAUAGGUGUCGCUUCUUUCCUCUUGAAUCGUCUCCUGUCGAGUUUUUAUUUCCUUUCUUGUGCCAGACGCAUUUUUUUUUUUUUUUUUACAGCAGGAACAGGUCUCAUUCCACAAGAAAAGACUUGCCUCAGCCUUAAGUGUGUUCUUACAUAAUGGUCAGAUUUCUAUGUGACUCUGCAAUGCCUGUGUUGGGUGGCCUACCAAGAAAAAAAAAAGAAAGAAAAACAAGCCUACGUACUUGAUCUGCCCCGAUUCUCCAACCGGCAUCCUCAUCUCUUCUUCAUGUAAACCACUAACAUUGCUGCAAAACUUGGUGAAGUCUGAUGUACGAACAAGCGUAAGCUUUUCCAAAAAAUAUGCUUUGUUCCAAUUUUUUAAGUGAUGUCUGAACAGAAACCGGGAUUCUGGGUCAAACUGCAUGUGGAAGCAGCUCUUGAGUUUGAUGAGCAUCGUAUAAAUUCUGAAUGACGUGAGAACGUUGUGCCAGUUCGACUUUUCUACACUGUGUUUGUGUAAACGUGCUGGUUGUCAUUACGCUGUCGAAAUGACGGUGCCUUCAGGUGCAGUUUGACCCGGGCCUCACUGGAGCCAGGAGGUUCCCCACAGUGCUGGAUUACAGAGACCUGUGCCUGUAUCAUGAACCAAGGAUGAGAUGUGUUGUGAUGAAUUGCUGUUCUUUUCAUUUGUUUCUUUUUUCGUUUUCGUUUUUUCACCUUUGUGUUGGUUGUCCCUCACCCCAGCGGAGGAUCAGAGACAUGGAGCUUUUGAGUGUUGUCAGUCCUGUUCCAAAGUAAACACGCCUUCUGUUCAUUAAAUCAUGUUGGGUUUAAUAAAUGUUUACUCACAUGCCUAUCAAGAUGUUUUCAUCCCAUUUGCAUUCCAGUAAAGACUUUGAACCAAAUAUUGCGCAAGAGAUUAGGCUCCUGAUGCUGUACACACACACCCACCCACACACACACACGAACACACACACAGUGGUUUGACGACAGAUAUCCGACAGUGGCCAAGGAUUUCAAGCGUUUUACUGUGUGCACCGAUUGUCAUUUCUUUUUUCGAUGUAGCAUCUCACUCUUGUGUCAGUUUUAUUUCAAUCUUAAAGACCUUGGGCUCUGAUACCUCUGAGGGAGGCACCAGCAAACGGAUGUACGCGUUGAAUAGUGAACCUUCACCACCAGAUGAUCCAUGUCUCCGUCUCUCUGUGUGUUGCAAAGUUGUACCAACAGCACUAUUCCUUUCAGUUUUUAAAUGUCUCUUUCUUUUGUAACUCUCUCUUAUAGGUUUUAGUGUUGCUUUGCUUCAGUUUGAAGUGUAUCUUUGACUAAUACUUGCAAUAAAAUGCUUUGCUUUA
This is a messenger RNA of Acanthopagrus latus (yellowfin seabream), 11915 nucleotides long. It is a transcript of the gene ago3a, whose product is annotated as protein argonaute-3. The record is from RefSeq and is a predicted model, not a curated record. The coding region runs from base 1138 to 3693 and encodes 851 amino acids. Lineage: Eukaryota; Metazoa; Chordata; Actinopteri; Spariformes; Sparidae. Gene Ontology annotation, molecular function: RNA binding; protein binding. Gene Ontology annotation, biological process: regulation of stem cell proliferation; regulatory ncRNA-mediated gene silencing. The transcript has 20 exons.